Molecule: messenger RNA, 939 nt
Organism: Adineta ricciae
Lineage: Eukaryota; Metazoa; Rotifera; Eurotatoria; Adinetida; Adinetidae
Source: the annotation of a GenBank genome assembly
AUGUUUUUCUUAACAACAUCAGGAAAAUAAUACAAAACAAUCUCCUUAUUCUCGAUGACUAACAUUUCUGAUGACACGUAUCACCUUCAAACAACAAACAACAAUAAUAAUACUGAAGUUUCUUCCCAUUCGCGCCAUUCAACAGUCAAAGUGUCGAAUCAUCAACCAUCUCGCAAAACGUCUGUUCACGACGUCCAAGAAGCUACCAGAGAAGAUUUAAGCAAGAUCGUAGGAGAAAUUCAUGAAGAUCUUGGUCGCCUAAAUGGCUUAUUAGAAACGAUGACUGCUGCUGCUUCUGUACGAGAUGACUUUAGUAAAAUAAAGCUACAAUUAGUUGUUAAAAUUACCGAUUUCAUAUAUAAAUUAACAAAUGAUAAUGGGAGAAGGUCAUCUAAUGGUUUUAAAAGCAACCCAACAAAUUUAACCUAUAAUCCUCAACAAUUUGCCUAUUGUAUCGAAUAUUUUCGAAAUCAACUUGUAAAAGCUCAAUAUUUAUUUUCUUCUCUGACUUUAUCUGCUUCGAUUGGCUCAUCUACUCUUGAGAAUAUUAUUGUCAAAUCACUUUCCACAAUAGAUCUUCAACAAACAACGUCUAAUCCACAAGAUGCACAAAACAAUGAAGAUGUCAACGAAAUAAAAAGAGAUAUUUCCACCUUAGAAGAACAUGUACAUGUACUUAAUCAACGCUAUUCCAAUCAAGUUCCAGGGUGGCAAACAUUAGAUGAUGUCGCAGGAGGAGCAACGACGGCAACGACAGGAGGAGACAAACUGCCUGUUAGUGAUAUUGGAUUAAAUGUGCAAAGGCUUGGAGUCACCCCAGUUACUCAGAAACUUUCAACAACAUCAUCAACAACGUCGAUUGAACGUUCAAGCUUUUGUGCGCGACUGUAUCAAAAAUGUCAAGUGGUUUGUUGUAUAUGCACACCACAUUAUUUGUAA